AUGUCUCCUUUUAAGAAUGACACUCAGAGAUUUUGUGGUACGAAAAAGAGAGAUCUUGUUUUGCCAGAGAAAAUGAAAAUACAGGAUUUUAAUCCUAAUGCUAUUGAAGAGGAUCUGCAGGAAAUAAAAACUAAAUUUCUUCCUAGAAGACCAUCAAAUUUGAUGAGAGAGCCUGGAGUGAAAUACAACUUUAAUUAUGAGUUGGAAGAAUGCCUUAGAGUUUUAAACAAAACAAUUCGGAAAGUAACCUUCUGUCUUUAUUCUGAUGCACUUGGAGCUAAGAGUUUGGUCAUUCUUUACAGGGAUAUUAGAGAAAAUCUUUCAAUUUUGUAUAGUCUUUUAUUCAGACUAGUAGUUUACUACUUGAUUCUGUACAUCAAUAUUUAUCGAAAUCCUGAUGAGUUUGGUUUAAAAUAUGCUUUACUUGUAAUUGCAUUAAUAGAUGCUGCUGAUGAUGGAAGAUUGAGAAAAUUUUAAGCUGCAACUUAUGAAGAUAUUAUUCAGGCUGCUAAAGAUAUUUUCAGCAUAUUAUUCAUUAAAGUAUCUCUUGAUACUCUUUGGAAUUAUGCAAAAUACUCAACAAUUGAGAGAAUUAUUAUAAGUUUCCAGAGUGAUAUUCAUGACUAGGCUUUUUGUUCUAUACUCUUUAAUAAAAAUAAAAGACUCAGCCUUACAGUCCUUAAAUACUUAAGCUACACUUGUGAGAAUUAAGAUACUGAAGAAUUCGCUUGGUUGAUAUCUAAUUACUAGAUUCUGAAUUCUGUAUUUGAUAACUUCGAAAAGGAACUAAAUGGAAGUAUAUCAACAUUAAAAGCUAUCGAAUAAUCUCUAGAAGAGCGAAGAAUAGAUUACCUUAGAAAAUUUGAGCCUGAAAAGUACAAAAUUUACCUAAAGUAAAAGGGAGAUAGUGAUAUAAAGGUUCCAAACUGGGAUAACAAGGUAGGCUUCGAUCUUCUUAAUAAUUUUAUCCACUUGAUGACUUACAAAGCUGAUUGCAUUAAGGAUUAUGAUGCAAUUCUCUUUAUGACUUAAAAGAUCGUCAUAAUAGCAAGAGUUCUAAGAGAAAUAAAUUCUUAUAUGAGAAGCUAAAAUGAGGAUCUCUAUUUAUUUUCAACAGAUGAUUUCAAAAUUCAAUAGAUUGACAAUUAGAUACCAAAACUUAUCUACCUUUACUAAAAUUUAACUCAAACAGCCAUAAAGGCAGCAAGGUAACUCUCUGAAAGCAUGUAUAUUCAUGAGCAUAGUUAUAAAGAGUUUGAUGGAUGCAUGCAAGAGCUAAAUUAUACUAUUUAAAUGAUAUACAGAGCAGGUUGUUAAGUAAGAGUUAGUAAAAAUUAUGAUUGGGUAAGAAAUAUUCCAUAAAAAGGGAAAUCUACUAUUCUAAGCUACUUUGAUCAAAGAAUAAAGUGA
Molecule: messenger RNA, 1410 nt
Organism: Stylonychia lemnae
Lineage: Eukaryota; Ciliophora; Spirotrichea; Sporadotrichida; Oxytrichidae
Source: the annotation of a GenBank genome assembly